UGGCGUAAAGAUUUCCCGCCAUGCCGGAGGAUAUGGAGCCGGGCGUCAUCCGGAAGCUGGACGAGGUGGUAGUGAACCGCAUAGCCGCCGGAGAGAUCAUUCAGCGACCUGCUAACGCCCUGAAAGAGCUGCUCGAGAACAGUUUGGACGCCCAAUCGACGCACAUCCAAGUGAAUGUUAAAAACGGCGGCCUGAAGCUUCUCCAGAUCCAGGACAAUGGGACAGGCAUACGACGUGAAGACCUGGAAAUCGUCUGCGAGCGUUUCACCACCUCCAAGUUGGCUCGCUUCGAGGACUUGGCUCAGAUAGCAACCUUUGGCUUUCGGGGCGAGGCCCUGGCCAGCAUCAGUCAUGUGGCCCAUUUGAACAUCCAGACGAAGACGGCGAAGGAGAAGUGCGGCUACAAGGCCACCUAUGCAGAUGGCAAGCUGCAAGGACAGCCUAAACCCUGUGCAGGCAAUCAGGGCACCAUUAUCUCCAUCGAGGAUCUGUUCUACAAUAUGCCCCAGCGGCGGCAGGCAUUGCGAUCGCCGGCGGAAGAGUUCCAGCGGCUGUCCGAGGUGCUGGCCAAGUACGCUGUUCACAAUCCCCGCGUGGGCUUCACCCUUCGAAAGCAGGGAGAGACGCAGCCGGCACUGAGAACUCCAGUAGCCAGUUCCCGAGCCGAGAACAUACGCAUAAUCUAUGGGGCAGCUAUUGCCAAGGAGUUGCUAGAGUUUAGCCACCGGGAUGAGAUGUUCAAGUUCGAGGCCGAGUGCCUGCUCACCCAGGUGAAUUAUUCGGCCAAGAAGAGCCAGAUGCUGCUGUUCAUCAACCAGCGACUGGUGGAGUCGCCAGCUCUCAAGACAGCCGUGGAUGCGGUAUAUGCUACCUACCUGCCCCGUGGUCAUCAUCCCUUCGUGUACAUGAGCCUCACGCUGCCGCCUCAGAAUCUGGACGUAAAUGUGCAUCCCACCAAGCAUGAGGUACAUUUUCUCUACCAGGACGAGAUCGUUGAGCGGCUCAAGCAACAGGUGGAGGCCCGUCUGCUUGGCAGCAACUCCACUAGGACAUUCUACAAGCAGCUGCGUUUGCCAGGAGCCCCGGACUUGGAUGAAACCCAGCCGGGGGAUAAGACGCAACGAGUCUAUCCCAAGGAACUCGUGCGCACCGAUGCCAGCGAACAGAAAUUGGACAAGUUCCUGGCUCCUCUGGUAAAAAGUGAUUCCGGAAUGUCCUCCGGUUCCUCCGAAGAUGCACCGCCUCUGCCAGAUGAGAGUUUUCGGGUGACGGCUGCGAAAAAGUCACGAGAAGUGCGACUAAGCAGCGUGCUGGACAUGAGAAAGCGGGUGGAGAGACAGUGCAGCGUUCAGCUGAGGAGCACCCUCAAGAACCUGGUCUAUGUCGGCUGUGUGGACGAGCGGCGAGCAUUGUUUCAGCAUGAAACUCACCUUUACCUAUGCAACACACGAGCCUUCAGCGAGGAGCUCUUCUACCAGCGUCUCGUCUACGAGUUCCAAAACUGCCAGGAAAUCAGCAUAAAACCUCCACUCUCUCUUAAAGAACUCCUCAUACUGGCACUGGAUAGCGAGGCCGCAGGCUGGACGCCCGAGGAUGGAGAUAAGACUAACCUGGCGGUCAGUGCUGCGGAGAUUCUGCAAAAUAAGGCGCCCAUUAUGCGUGAGUAUUUUGGACUUCGCAUCUCAGAGGAGGGAGAGCUCGAGUCACUGCCCAGCCUGGUCCCCCAGCAUCGUCCUUGUGUGGCCCACCUACCGGUUUACCUCCUGCGUCUGGCCACUGAAGUGGAUUGGGAGCAGGAGGCCCGUUGUUUCGAGACAUUCUGCCGGGAAACUGCUCGCUUUUACGGUCAACUGGAUUGGCGAGAUGGCUCGGUUGGCGCAGGCCAUCCCAGAUGGACCACUGAGCAUGUUCUGUUUCCAGCUUUUAAGAAAUACCUACUGCCAUCCCCACGUCUGAAGGAUCAGAUCUACGAGCUCACCAAUCUGCCUACGCUUUAUAAAGUGUUUGAGAGAUGUUAAUGCAUUCAUUUUUGUGAAGU
Molecule: messenger RNA, 2038 nt
Organism: Drosophila serrata
Lineage: Eukaryota; Metazoa; Arthropoda; Insecta; Diptera; Drosophilidae
Gene: Mlh1
Product: DNA mismatch repair ATPase Mlh1
Biological process (GO): mismatch repair
Cellular component (GO): MutLalpha complex
Molecular function (GO): ATP hydrolysis activity; mismatched DNA binding; ATP-dependent DNA damage sensor activity
Source: RefSeq, a predicted model, not a curated record